Molecule: messenger RNA, 238 nt
Organism: Ilex paraguariensis (yerba mate)
Lineage: Eukaryota; Viridiplantae; Streptophyta; Magnoliopsida; Aquifoliales; Aquifoliaceae
Source: the annotation of a GenBank genome assembly
GUCCCAAGGAUUGAACAAUAAAGUUGGAGCAUGCACAAAGCUUUACUAUGAGCCAAGAACAGCCCACCAACUUCAGCAAUCAAAACAAUGCAGCAGCACUCAAACAAGCACCCCAGUGCUGAAACAUUGCCUAGCCAGCACUACAGCGCCAUGGGCAGCGCAACAGCGUGCUCCUGUUGCCCAGAUUGUAGUCCACAGCAGAAAAACCAGCGCCCCCAAACCAACGCAGCUGCAUUGA